This is a messenger RNA of Alnus glutinosa, 1704 nucleotides long. RefSeq names its product ACT domain-containing protein ACR9-like. The record is from RefSeq and is a predicted model, not a curated record. Bases 199 to 1461 code for a protein of 420 amino acids. The transcript is spliced from 6 exons. NCBI's taxonomy places the organism in Eukaryota, Viridiplantae, Streptophyta, Magnoliopsida, Fagales, Betulaceae.
CACGCAUCUGGAUGCUGACGUGGAUCUUCCACCGAUUUCCAGGGACUAGAAAUGUAGCAUCACUGCCUCUCAAUUAAAGUAGAACCUUCUACCUUAACCAUAACCACCACCGGAGACCGGACCCUUCGAAAGCCACCACAGGCUUCAGAUCCGCAACAGGAUUCUGGCAUUUUCGGCGGGAAUUUUCCGGUUGCCUGUAUGGGACUACCGAGCGACGACUUCGUUGUGAUCCAGAAGGGUAAGCAGCCCGGCGAGCCCUGCGUCAUCAACAUCAAUUGCCCAGAUAAGACCGGCCUCGGUUGCGAUAUUUGCAGAAUAAUCCUCGAAUUCGGCCUCUACAUAACUAAAGGAGAUGUUUCGACUGAUGGUAAAUGGUGCUACAUAGUAUUAUGGGUCGUUCCUCAUUCCAGCUCGCUCAUCUUGAGAUGGUCGAAUUUGAAAAACCGCCUUCUAUCCGUAUGCCCGUCGAGUUUGGUGUCGUUUUACUUUGACCAACCGUCUACUCACGCCGCGUCUUCUCCGGUUUACCUAUUACAGUUUUUUUGCCUUGACCGAAAAGGGUUACUACACGAUGUUACGCAGGUCCUCUGCGAGCUUGAGCUUAUAAUUCAAAGGGUAAAAGUGACGACCACUCCGGAUGGCAGAGUCCUGGACCUCUUCUUCAUAACAGAUAACAUGGAGCUUCUACACACAAAGAAGCGACAAGAUGAGACGAUGGAACAAUUGCAUGCUGUUUUGGGUGAAUCAUGUAUCAGCUGUGAACUUCAGUUGGCAGGUCCUGAGUAUGAAUGUCAUCAGGGAAUUUCUUCUCUUUCUCCUGUAGUAGCUGGGGAGCUUUUGAGAUGUGAGUUAUCUGAUAAGGAAAUCUGCUCUCAAGCUCUUAGUUCAGAUAUGGCAAAAUUGAAGAAAGCUAGUGUGGCCAUAGACAAUUCAUUGAGUCCAGUUCAUACAUUACUUCAAAUACACUGUGCUGAUCAUAAGGGUCUAUUGUAUGACAUCAUGAGACCAUUGAAAGACUGCAAUAUCCAGAUAGCUUAUGGUCGACUCUCACCGAAUACCAAGGGCCAUCGUGAUUUGGACCUAUUUAUACAGCAUAAGGAUGGAAAAAAGAUUGUUGAUCCUGAUAAGCAGAGUGCAUUAUGUUCCCGUUUGAAGGUGGAAAUGCUCCAUCCUCUACGUGUCAUCGUUGCGAACCGAGGACCAGACACCGAACUGCUGGUUGCUAAUCCUGUUGAGUUAUCUGGAAAGGGAAGACCACGAGUUUUCUAUGAUGUUACACUUGCUCUAAAAUCACUUGGGAUCUGCAUUUUCUCGGCUGAAAUAGGAAGGCAUUCAACAUCAGAUCGUGAAUGGGAGGUGUACAGAUUUCUUUUGGAUGAGGACUGCAACUUCCAAUUUUCUAAUUUGGUAGCUAGGAAUCAGAUUGUAGACAGAGUUAGAAGAAUAUUGAUGGGUUGGUGAGUAGAUCUCUCUCUCUCUCUCUCUCUCUCUCUCUCUCUCUCAUUUUGAGCUCCAAAGAUCUAUGACGCAUAUGUAUAUUGUAUGGUGCAUUAGUUGCUAGUAAUCUAACGCAGAUAACAUGUAUCCUUGAAGCUCCAAGUCAGGACUGUAUGUUGAGCAUAUUUCCUUUUAGUUGUGAAUGUAUUUAGGCUUUGUGAGCUAUGAAUUUUCCAUUAGUCAAAUGUAAUUGGGCUUGUUUGAGAA